This is a messenger RNA of Strongylus vulgaris, 258 nucleotides long. Lineage: Eukaryota; Metazoa; Nematoda; Chromadorea; Rhabditida; Strongylidae. The record is from the annotation of a GenBank genome assembly.
AUGUGUAAAAUCUCCCUUGUCGACAUGCCAUUUGGUAGUAUGAAAAAGAUGGAAUACAAAGGAAAACAAUGGCAUGAUAAAUGUUUCUGCUGUGCACAUUGCAAAAAUCCUAUUGGAACCAAGUCGUUUAUCCCGAAAAAUGAAGAAGUCUAUUGUGGAUCAUGCUAUGAAGAGAAAUUCGCUACUAGAUGCAAUAAGUGCAAAAAGGUCAAAGAUUCACGAGUAAAGAUGAGAAACCAUACUGUGCAAAUUGUUACG